This is a messenger RNA of Penicillium canescens, 234 nucleotides long. RefSeq lists its product as uncharacterized. The record is from RefSeq and is a predicted model, not a curated record. Bases 1 to 234 code for a protein of 77 amino acids. The transcript is spliced from 2 exons. Lineage: Eukaryota; Fungi; Ascomycota; Eurotiomycetes; Eurotiales; Aspergillaceae.
AUGGUCGAUGCACAGGGGACUGGAAAGUCUGUCACGGUCAGCAAGACAGCUGCUAAGCGCAAGGCGGCUGGUGGUGAAGUCUUCGACUACCUAUCGAAAGAGCAGACGAACGGAGAUUGUCAAGAGCUGAGGAAGCUCCGGGGACAACCAAAUAGAAGCUUCCUACCUGGCCAGCACCACUGUGCUGUCCAUUUCCGUGAACCAUUUGAUCUAACCCCAGUCUCGAGGUGUUAG